This is a messenger RNA of Orycteropus afer afer, 1569 nucleotides long. Its product is annotated as solute carrier family 22 member 6-like. The record is from RefSeq and is a predicted model, not a curated record. Lineage: Eukaryota; Metazoa; Chordata; Mammalia; Tubulidentata; Orycteropodidae. The transcript is spliced from 9 exons. Gene Ontology annotation, biological process: transmembrane transport. Bases 1 to 1569 code for a protein of 522 amino acids. Gene Ontology annotation, cellular component: membrane.
AUGGCCUUCAAUGACCUCCUGAAGCAGGUGGGAGGUUUUGGUCGCUUCCAGCAGAUCCAGGUCACUCUGGCAAUCAUCCCGUUUUUCCUGAUACUUGUGCACCAUACUCUGCAGAAUUUCACUGCUGCCAUCCCCACCCACCACUGCCGCCCUCCUGCUAACACCAACCUCAGCAAGGAAGGGGGUCUGGAGGCCUGGCUGCCCCGGGACGAGCAGGGGCAGCCUGAGUCCUGCCUCCGCUUCACCUCCCCACAGUGGGGACCACCCUCUGCCAACGGCACGGAAGUCAACAUCACAAGGUCCACAGAGCCCUGCACCAAUGGCUGGAUCUAUGACAACAGCACCUUCCCUUCCACCAUCGUGACUGAGUGGGAUCUGGUGUGUACACACAAGACCUUGCUCCAGCUGAGUCAGUCCAUAUACAUGGCAGGGUUGCUGACCGGAAGCUUGUUUUUUGGGAUCUUGUCAGACAGGCUGGGCCGCCGGAAGCUGCUGAUCUGGGUCUACCUGCAGUUAGCGGUAUCAGGUUCCUGUGCUGCCUUCGCACCCAACUUCCCAGCCUACUGUACUUGCCGCUUCCUCUCGGCCAUGGCUAUGAAUUGCAUCAGCUGCAACUCCUUGACACUGAGCCUGGAGUGGCUGCCCAUCGAUGUCCGGCCAGUCUUUGGCUUCCUAUUGGGAUUUGUUCCCAUAAUGGGCCAGUACCUCCUGGCUGGUAUAGCUUAUGCCAUACCACAGUGGCGCCUCCUACAGCUGAUGGUCUCUCUGCCCUUCUUUGUCUUCUUCAUCUACUCCAGGUUCUUCAUUGAGUCUGCUCUCUGGUACUUCUGCUCUGGGAAACAGGACCUCGCCCUGAAGGCCCUGCGGAGAGUGGCCCAGAUCAACGGGAAGCAGGAAGAGGGAGCCAAGCUGAAUAUCGAAGUGCUCCAGGCCAACAUACAUAAGGAAGUGACCAUGAACCAAGCCCAGACCUCACUGCUGCAGCUACUGCACUGCCCUGCCAUUCGCCGCCUCUCUCUCUGCCUCUUUCCAUUGUGCUUUACAAACUUCUUCAGCUUUUAUGGCAUGAUCAUGAGCCUGCAAACUUUGGGGAUAGAUAUUUACCUGAGCCAGAUGCUCUUCGCAACUGUGGACCUGCCACUGUAUUUCCUGUGCUUGCUCUCCAUCAAAUCACUGGGCCGCAGGCUUACCCAAAUGGGCUCAAUGCUCUUGUCAGGAAUCUGCAUUCUGGUCUAUGCAAUGGUACCCCUUGAGCAGUUACUCCUCCAUACCACAAUGGCUGUGUUAGGAAAAGGCUGCAUCUCUGCCUCCCUCCAUUGCAUCAUUAUUUAUGUAGGGGAGCUAUACCCCACCAUAAUCCGGCAGAGAGGUCUGAACAUGAUGAUAUUCUUGGGGAACAUAGGCAGCUGUCUGAGUCCACUAGCGGCCAUGACAGCCAAGCUCCACCCCUCCCUUCCUCUCCUUAUCUAUGGUGCUAUGCCUGUGGCUGUCAGCACCAUCCCUGUCCUUCUGCCAGAGACCGAGGGCCAGCCACUACCCAACACACUUCAGGACCUGGAAAACAGGUAA